Molecule: messenger RNA, 723 nt
Organism: Bufo bufo (common toad)
Lineage: Eukaryota; Metazoa; Chordata; Amphibia; Anura; Bufonidae
Product: cystatin-POGU1-like
Exons: 4
Coding region: 151-600 (149 amino acids)
Molecular function (GO): cysteine-type endopeptidase inhibitor activity
Source: RefSeq, a predicted model, not a curated record
UUUUCUCUCAGUGGCUGAGGCGUGGCUCCAGACUAACCUGUUCCAUAUCCUCCUUCAGCAGCUGACUCACAUGCAGAUACCUGAAGUCUUGAAGCAUACUCAGGCUACAUUAGGAGGAGGUGACCGUGGUCUUGUUUCAUCCGUAAAACCAUGGCUGUGAUUUUGUACGUGUGUCUUUUUGUCGCCUCGUGUCUUACCCCUGUUAUUAUUGGUGGCGAACAUUUAGUCGGUGGUUAUGCCAAUGCUGAACCCAAUAGACCGGAUGUUAAAGAAGCCUCUGACUUUGCUGUUAAGGCGUACAAUAAAGUAUCAAAUGAUGCAUAUCUCUACAAACCCCUAAGCAUUGUGUCAGCCCAAACUCAGGUUGUUGCUGGAACGAAUUACAAAUUGACUAUGGAAAUUGGGAAAACACAAUGCCGAAAAAAUAAUGUUGGUGAUGGUGCCAACGGCGGUGUCUGUGAUGUUGCCAAUUCAGAAGUGUCACAGAUGCGUACUUGUACGUUUGUAGUCUUUAUAUCUCUACCACAACCUACACCAGAGUUCGAACUUUCUAAAUACGAGUGCAAGUCUGAAUCUGAGGACACUGGCUCUGAAGAAUAAUGAAAUCUCACGCUCUAUGUGUUCAUGCUACUGAGGUUAUGCUGAGUGAACUAGAAUUCUGUUCUAUUCUCAUUGAACAUUUUUUUGGUAUAUAUUUUGUGUAGUGUGACCUGUAUAUAAACA